AAGCUGAAUCACGUCAACGUUUUUAUGUAAAACAACACGUGCCUCUAUAUAAUUCUAAUCGCAGAGCAAAAAAACACAUAGACUGUAUUCAAUCAACGUAUAAGUUUUGGUCAUUAUAGAAAACUGCAAACGCAUACCAUUGCUUAAGAUACGCUUUCUUUCAAUUUCGACGGAAAACAUUAAUCUUACCAUCUAUAACUUACGAGCGCUUUGAGAUGAUUCUUUCCCGAGCCAAACCGGCACUUCAAAAAACAGAGGCAACGGAGAGCCGCGAAGGGAGUGGCAAAUCACUUCCCAAACGGGACGACCUGCUCUUGAAACGAGACUUCACCGGCGCUCUUACCCUCGUUGAGUUCCAGCAAAAUCCUGACAAAAUCGACCCUGAAACUUUGGAGUGGAUCGGCUACAUUUCAUUCCAUCUUGGAGAUUACGUCAAAGCUUACAAAAUAUAUAAGGACCUAAUGAAACAGAACCCUAACAGUGUAUAUGCAGUUUACUUCGGCUGCGUCUGUUUCUUCCUAGGCCAUUACGAGGAGAGUCGGAAGGCGUUUGAGAAUGUCAAACUCACAGACGAGCAACACAAACGACUCAAAAAUCGCCUUCUGUUCCAUUUGGCGCACAAAGAAGGCGACGAACAGAAAUUGAUGUCGUACCAUUCGCAACUUCAGGACGUACAGGAAGAUCAAUUAUCACUAGCUGCUAUUCACUAUUUGAGAUCCCAUUACCAAGAAGCUAUUGACAUUUACAAACGGAUUCUACUGGACAAUCGUGAAUUCACAGCGUUGAAUGUCUACAUAGCUCUGUGUUACUACAAACUAGACUACUAUGAUGUCAGUCAAGAAGUGUUGACAGUUUAUUUGUCAAACUACCCGAACAGCGCGACUGCUGUCAACCUGAGAGCAUGUAACUUCUACCGACUUUACAACGGAAAAGCAGCUGAGGCCGAGUUGACCAAGUUCGAAUCCGAAGCAUCUCGGAGUUUCACUUACGCCAAGGAAAUCAUGAAGCACAACAUGGUUGUGUUUCAAAACGGAGACGGUGCUUUGCAAGUUUUACCUCCGCUUGUUGACGUCAUUGUCGAGGCCAGACUUAACCUCGUUAUCUUUCAUUUGAAACAGGAAAACAUAAACGAGGCUUACAACCUGAUCAAAGAAUUGGAACCCACGACUCCCCAUGAGUAUAUUCUGAAAGGAGUGGUCAAUGCAGCUAUGGGUCAAGAGCAGGGUUCUAAGGAACACCUCAAAAUAGCCCAGCAGUAUUUCCAACUGGUUGGAGGCAGCGCAAGUGAAUGCGAUACUAUUCCUGGACGCCAAUGCAUGGCGUCGUGUUUCUUCUUGCUUCGUCAGUUUGAAGACGUUCUAAUUUAUCUGAACUCAGUCAAGAGCUACUUCUACAGCGAAGACACGUUUAACUUCAACUACGCUCAAGCGAAAGCAGCCGUUGGAAACUACAAAGAAGCCGAAGAGUUGUUGCUCCUGAUUCAAAAUGACAAAAUAAAAAACGAUUACGUCUUUUUGAGCUGGCUCGCACGCUGUUUUAUAAUGAACCAGAAACCACGUCACGCUUGGGAGCUGUAUCUCAAAAUGGAAACAUCCAAUGACUCAUUCAGUUUAUUGCAACUGAUUGCCAACGAUUGCUACAAAAUGGGUCAGUUUUACUACUCUGCGAAAGCCUUCGACGUGCUUGAGAGACUCGACCCAAACCCCGAGUACUGGGAAGGUAAACGUGGAGCGUGUGUGGGAGUGUUCCAGAAAAUAGUUGCCGGUCAGGAACCGCAAGACACUUUGAGAGAAGUUCUGACGCUGCUGCGCAAUACAGCCAACCCGCAGGUCGAAUACAUAUGCCGCGUGAUUAAGAAGUGGGCAAAAGAGAACCGAAUUCCUACAAACUGAGAAGUUAAGCAAUUGCAAGCAUCCCAAUAAUAAUAAUAAAAAAAAAUGUCUCUUUCUAACAUUACAGAUGAAUUGGAAUUAAGUUUGAAAAAUUGAUCGAAAAAAGGGAGAAAGCAAAAAGUAAAUUCCAGUGACAUUGGAUAAAAUUGUGAUGCAACCCAUUGCGUUUACCAUUUGUUUCAAAUUCCAUUAAUCCUCGCUCAAUUUAGAGUUUUCUCAAUUUGUUCAUUUUUCUAGUCGAUGUAUUA
Symsagittifera roscoffensis is the source of this 2140-nucleotide messenger RNA. RefSeq names its product intraflagellar transport protein 56-like. The record is from RefSeq and is a predicted model, not a curated record. Gene Ontology annotation, cellular component: ciliary basal body; intraciliary transport particle B; ciliary base. Gene Ontology annotation, molecular function: intraciliary transport particle B binding; protein binding. Bases 216 to 1892 code for a protein of 558 amino acids. Lineage: Eukaryota; Metazoa; Xenacoelomorpha; Acoela; Convolutidae. Gene Ontology annotation, biological process: intraciliary anterograde transport; intraciliary transport involved in cilium assembly. The transcript has a single exon.